Messenger RNA from Symbiodinium sp. CCMP2456, 2148 nucleotides. The record is from the annotation of a GenBank genome assembly. NCBI's taxonomy places the organism in Eukaryota, Dinophyceae, Suessiales, Symbiodiniaceae.
AUGCUUCGACCACCUCCGCCAUGGAUGCAGGCAUGGCGCCGGAUGGUAGCGGCACUUCGCGGCUACCGGAUUCGACUCUGGGCCGGCCUUUCGACUGCGACUCGACUCGGGUUGCUUCCAGCCGACGGCUACGGCACCCCUCUCGAGGACAAGGAGGACAAGGAGAUCAAGAAGGAGCACUGCAAGCACGACCCCAAGGACAUGCGCCGAUACGGCAACAUGCACGGGUCUUUGGAUUCCCGACCGAGAUCCUCCUUCCUCUCGCUCCUCUGUGCCGCCGCCGUCUUCCAGCAACAUGGUCUUGCCCCACCAGGAACCCAGCCGUUCUCUCCAGAGCAAGGCCAAGCCCAGGCCCUCGACACGUACUACCAGGAGAUCUUUGGCGACGUCGUCGACCACCCCUUCGACUACCAGGAGGAGGCCCACGGACGUCGAGGAGGAUCCUUGGAUGCUCCUGCGGGAGCCCGUGGACAACCAGGAGGACGCGGACCUGGACAGCGAGUUCGAUUGGGCAGCCGUAGAAGGGUGACUGGGACAAUGGACAAAGCAGUGGCGAGCUACGAGAUCGAGCGCAACAUAUAUGAUGCGAUGGGUCAUGCCGGCCAACGACCACCUCCUGCCGUGGACCUCCUGGAGCUCUUCGCCGGCACGGCCAAGCCCACAAAGUUUGCGGCCGAACUUCAACUGCGAGCCCUUCAACCUCUCGACCGCAACACCGGCAACGACCUCUCGGACCCUAAGGUGCAGCGGGAGGUACACAAAGCAAUUCAGAGGACCAAGCCAUGGUUGGUCGUUGCGGGCUACCCCUCUACACUGUACAGCCUCGCCAACGAGAACUUCAACUACCGCGGACAACCUGAGCAACUACGGCAGCUUCGUGACGAUGACCGCCGCAUGCGCAGGUUUGUCUCCGAUUUGUUUCGUGAACAACAUCACCAAGGCCGCUUCUUUCUCCUCGAGAACCCACAGACAAGCCGUUUGUGGCAACAACCAGAAAUCCUGGAGAUUGCGGACCUCCCGGGCGUAUCCUCGGCGGUGUGUCACUUGGGUGCUUUCGGCGCCGAGACUAAGGAUGGCCUUCCUGUACGCAAGCCCCUACGCUUCCUCAGCAAUAUGCCCGAGAUGAUCACCGACCUCAGCCAAAAGCUCUCGGACACCGACCUUCUCUUCUGCGAACCAGUCCGAGGCCGAGCGGCAGCAGACUCACACGAGUACCCCGUCGCCCGCAUCCAGGCAACAUACAUGCCAAUGCAGCGCAGGAUCCCGAUGGACAUUCCACUCACGGCUCGAGGUGCCGCCCUCCUCUACAACGACGGCACCCACAGCAUAGAGGUGGAGGCGCUUGAGAAUGUUCGGUUUCCAAAACAACGGUUUGACAAGCCAGUGCGGAUUGGGAUAUUCGUGUACGGCGACCUCGUGCAAGAGUCUGAGCCUGCCGGCGGCCAGCUGGAGACAUUGCCAAUGUCGGCACUUCCCACGGACAUUCGCUUCGAAGGCUUGUCUCCAGGAACGCCGAUGGAAGUGAAGAGGACCGUGGCACGCCUACACCUGAACAUGGGGCACCCCUCUUCUCAGGAGCUCACUCGGUUGGCCUGUUACCACGGAGGUAACCUGAUCAGUGAGCCGAUCUCUUUGGCGUCGUCUCCUGGUGACACGGCUUAUCGGGCGGAACUCAUGCGUGCUGAGGCCCUCCGGCACCUGUCUGAGUUCGCUGUGGAGCGCGGCAUCAGACGGGCCAUACUUCGCAAAACCAAGGCCACAGCCAUUGCGGACAUAAGCCCAGGGCAACCGUGCGCUUACUGGCGUUGGAGGCGCAAAGGUGUCCACAAGAAAGGCGGCUGGGCCAUGGCUAAGUUCCUUUCGUGGGACCCAGAACAUCCGGGCAAACAAGCCUGGCUCCGGACCGGGCCCACGACUACCUUGGUAUCGGCAGAACAACUUCGAGCCGCAGUUGGGUUCGAGAACUGGGUCCCCUCUCAAGAGGACAUCGCCAUGCUCAAGGACGGCUCACAGUCCCUCAAGGACACAGUUUGGGAUGAUCAAACUGGGCCUGGACCUAAAGAGGAUUACAUCAUGGAUGAGUUUGACAUCGAGGCCCCGGCGCUGGAGUCACUACCACCUACUCCGGUGAUGGUGCCCGGGACCCCU